Messenger RNA from Rhopalosiphum maidis (corn leaf aphid), 1888 nucleotides. RefSeq lists its product as uncharacterized. Gene Ontology annotation, cellular component: nucleus. The transcript has 8 exons. The record is from RefSeq and is a predicted model, not a curated record. Bases 461 to 1486 code for a protein of 341 amino acids. Lineage: Eukaryota; Metazoa; Arthropoda; Insecta; Hemiptera; Aphididae. Gene Ontology annotation, biological process: proteasome localization; nuclear protein quality control by the ubiquitin-proteasome system.
ACCGGUCGUCGCUGUUGCCGGUAACCGGUACUUUGCGUCCGUCGACUUCUCGAGAGUCGAUUCUGGAUUUGUCAAGUGUUAGUUCGCAGUUGCGCUCCUGCGAAGUCGGUCUCCUGUUGAUAAAAAUAACAUUCGCUUUUGCCGUCUUUCAACACGAGUGGUCGGCGUCCCCCGCCCGCCCAGCCGUAACAACAUCGUUACCGCCGUAUUACGAUAUACUCGUUUUUAACGGACAAACGGGACCCGUUCUCUGUAUGAGUUUUCUCGUACCGGACCGAAUAUUUUACGGUAACGAAAAUCGCAAUCGUACAUCGUGUGAUCAUUUUCCGACUUGCUACAAUUUGUUUUGUUUCCUUUUUUUUUUUUUUUUUUUGGCGGCAAAUCCAUCGCAUCACCGUCAGAAGUUUAAAGAAAAUCCAUACAAAUAGAACUGAUAGAGGAUUUAAUUGGAUAAAUAAAAAUGGAGACACCGCCUUUUAAUCCAGAGCCAACUCGGAUGAUGACCAGAAGUGUUUUAGCUGAAAUACCAACUAGACUUGGACGAUUAUCCAUGACAGACCCCAAUAAUGGUUUGGGCCGAAAUGACCACCACCUCAAUAUAAUGAAUACCACUAUAAGUAACUUGCCAACAUCAAUGAUGACGCCAUCCCCUAGUCCCGAUGAAUUAAUCAUCCAACAAAGGGGACGUCGUAAAAUACCAGUUACUUUUAGUCCUGACAUUGAUUCCAUCAAACAGAAUAAUCAAGAAACUCCAACAAAAUCUGGUUGUUCUAAUUUUAUCAAGAGUUCAAUCGUUUUAAGAAGUACUCCUCGCAAAAGAUUACUGUUAAAUGAUCCACUGGAAUUAUCAUCUCCAGACAAAUAUAAAAUUGGCUCUCCCAGUUGUAAAAAAUUACGUACUGAUGUAGCAGUUGAACUUCCAGAAGAUAAUUGUCUAUUAUCUGCUUUAAAAUCAUUGUCUCCAGAUCAGCUGAUUGGUAUAAUCGGACAGAUUGUUAUUGAUCAUCCGAGUAUUGAAAAGGAAAUUAGAUCACACUUUCCUGUGGCAGACUUAAAACCCCUUGAAGAACGGAUUUAUUACUUACGACGUAAUAUCUAUAAGGCUUUACCAAGUAGCCGAUUGAUUUCAAAAACUGAUCCAACUGCCUAUAAUAGAGUCUCAACCCAUGUCUUAGCAUUCAAGAAAUGUGUUGUUGAUCAAGGCAGACGCUUGGUUGAAAGCAAUCAGUGGCCAAUCGUUAUGGACUAUGUGUUCAUGGCAUGGAAGCAUGUCCGUAAUACUCCUAUAUGGGACAAUCCUGCCCACAAUGCUGCACGCAGACAGUGUUUCAAAUCACUAUCAGCUCAGUGUAUGACUGCCCUCAAACAUAUGAAGGACACUAUGAACCAGCAAAUCUGUGACAACUAUACAAACCAAUUGAAGCUAUUAGUUGAUGACAGCGAAGACAUGGAAUGGUGUUUACAUUUCCUGAAUAUUCAUGAAUGACCGCAUUGGGGUUUAGUAUUCUCUAUUAUUCUUUUCUAUUUUUUCCAUCUAUCGGCAAAGACAUUUGAAGUUGAUGGUUAAUAUUUUGACUGUAGGAAACUAUUUAGCUAUACAUACUAUGUAACGUCGCGUUAAUUUAAAAUAUUAGUAAAUUUAUUUUAAUUGUAUACAAAAAUUGAAUGUUUUCAACUUAUAUGUGAUUAAUAUGGUGUAUUGUGUUUUAUUUUUGAAAACCCGGUAAUUGUAAUAAUUUUGUUAACAAACUCACCCUAUUUUUUUUCUUCACCAAUUGUUGAAAUUGCACCAUCACCAUCAAACUACUAAAUGUUUUUUUUUAUUAGGAUUUAUCUGUUUUUAUUACCUAUUAUUUAUUUCAUGCACCAUUGUCAUUUUUUUUUUCUA